AUGGGAGACCAAAAAAUGGUAACUGAAAUUCCUGCAGCUUUAAAACGCUUGGCAAAAUACAUUGUGCGUGGAUUCUACAGGCUGGAAUAUUCCCUCACCCUAGAUGUUCUUGUUCGAUAUCCCUGUGUGAAGGAGGAUGAGCUGCAACAACUACUAAAGUUUGAGAAGAAGCAACUCCGAGCUGUCCUCAACACACUAAAAGCUGACAAGUUUAUUAAGAGUCGAAUUAGAGUUGAAACCAGUCCUGAUGGGAAAAGUUCCCGACACAAUUAUUAUCACAUCAACUACAAGCUGCUAGUGGAUAUGGUAAAAUACAAGUUGGACAUUAUGCGCAGAAAAAUUGAAACGGAUGAAAGAGAUUCCACAACAAGAUCUUCUUUUAAAUGUCCAAUUUGCUUCAGUACAUUUAGUGAUUUGGAAGUCAAUCACUUGUUUGAUCCUUGCACAGGUAAUUUUAACUGCACUUACUGUCACACUGAAGUAGAAGAAGAUGGCACUGCAAUACCGAAACGGGAUGCUCGAACUCUUUUGGCAACAUUUAAUGAGCAGCUUGAACCAAUUUAUGCACUUUUACAAGAAGCUGAAGAUAUCGCUCUUCCACAGGAGCUCCUGGAACCACAACCAAGUGAGAUUCCAGAACUGGCAGUUGGUCAGGGACAAAAAAUGCAAUGUCCUGCAAGUUAUGCACAUCCAGAAAGAUGGUCAAAUAAAACAACUUGCAGUGACCUCUAUGAACAAAACAUUAUGGUGAAUGCCCAGGAAUUUGAAGCAAAAACCAAGAAGCAACCCAUUAAACCGCAACCCAUCUGGUUGACCACAAGCACUGUUGAAAGAACUGGUUUGGAUGUGGCAGAAUGUUCAAUUGAACAUGCCAAAAAUCUUCAAAAUACAAAGAGAGAGACUCUCAAUUGUGAAGUAAUAAAAACACUUAUGAUUCAUGAGAAAAGACAACCAACUGGAGCAACCUUCACUUCCAAUCAGACUGAACCAGACAGUGAUACUAGUGAAUCUGGAGAAGAGUUCAAGAACAGAAAACAAGCUACACAACGAGAAAUUCUGAAAGAUGAAUCUGAGUUGGAGAAACCCAUGGUUAUGGUUGCUGGAAAACUAUAUCUCUAUAGUGAAGUUAGUCAACAGCCUGAAUUGGUAUCUUUGAUGACUGAAGAAGAGAGGGAGAAGUACAUUUCUACUUGCCAAGAAAUGUUCCAUUUAAUGUAUGAUUAA
This is a messenger RNA of Mobula hypostoma (lesser devil ray), 1224 nucleotides long. RefSeq names its product general transcription factor IIE subunit 1-like. The transcript has 5 exons. The record is from RefSeq and is a predicted model, not a curated record. Lineage: Eukaryota; Metazoa; Chordata; Chondrichthyes; Myliobatiformes; Myliobatidae. Gene Ontology annotation, cellular component: transcription factor TFIIE complex. Bases 1 to 1224 code for a protein of 407 amino acids. Gene Ontology annotation, biological process: transcription initiation at RNA polymerase II promoter; transcription open complex formation at RNA polymerase II promoter.